Messenger RNA from Pocillopora verrucosa, 5510 nucleotides. RefSeq names its product chromatin remodeling regulator CECR2. Gene Ontology annotation, biological process: regulation of DNA-templated transcription. The record is from RefSeq and is a predicted model, not a curated record. Lineage: Eukaryota; Metazoa; Cnidaria; Anthozoa; Scleractinia; Pocilloporidae. Gene Ontology annotation, cellular component: RSF complex.
CGAAAGUGAGGCGGAGUAAGGUGAGAAGUCCUUGAGUUCCUGCAAACUAACAUGAAAAUUUCUGACUUUUUACAAACCUAAGGCGUCUUUUUGAAGAUGCGGAGACGUCACAAACAAGGUGCUUUGUCGACAAAUGGAAUGCGCUCGAUGUGGGAAUUUGUUUUUGUUUCCCAGUUCCUGCGGGUAUUCCAGGGGAAGUUUGGUUUCGUCUGCUUCACGGCCGAGGAAUUAGAGAAUGCCUUCUUGGAGUCUGAGAACUCGACACUGUUUGGAAUAUUUAUACAACUGCUACGAACUCUACUUCCCAAACGGGAUGUGAAACAAAACACAUGGCAGGAAGUCCUCGAAGUAGAGCUGGAGAGGAGAUCCUCGGACAGGUCUCUCUUCGACGAGGGAAAGCGUUAUGUAGACUUAAAACCCGAGGAUCGUGUGUUGCUGUUGAAACAACUGAUAUAUUAUUUGGCAGACCACCUUGCAGCAAGUAAAGAUGAACAAUUAAAAGAGUUUACAAAGAACUUUUUAAAUCCAGACUCUUCAGGAGUGAAGCCCAUCGGUCGUGAUGCCUCCAAUAAUAUUUAUUGGUACUUUGAUGAUUUGAGACUUUACCGUGAACUCAUUGGAAAGAAGGGUCGCCGAACAGGCUGGGAGACUGUCUGUUUAAAUUGCCAAGACUGGGAGAAGCUUCUGAGCUCUUUUCAGAAGUCAAGCAAUAGUAAUGAGAAAAAGCUGUACAAGUACCUGAAGAAUGAGCUGUAUCCUGCUGUCAUGCCGUCAGUAAAGGAGGAUGAGAAAGAAAAGGAACUGGAGACUUUGAAGAAGGACAGGUCUUCCAAGGCAAAUCAGAAGGCAGCUGCCAAACAAAAAGCAGAUAAUGAUGCAGUAGUUGGAAAAGAAGGCAAAGUGGAGAGAAUAAAGGGGAACAAGCCAGAAGAAGACGACGAUCUCGGUGCCCAGGAAGACCAAGAGGAACAAGAAGACGACACCGCGGAAGAAGACCAGGACGAAGACGACGUUUCGGACGCUGAGCGAGAACUUGAACUCGACGAGGAAGACUCUCCUCGGCCAAGGAAGAAGAGAAAGAGGCCAGCACCUGAACAGGGAACACAAAGGAGGCGAGGGCGACCACCAGCCACCAAAAGAGAUCUGGGUAUUAUGGACGAGAACAAACCUACAGAACGAGCUGAGAGAAGAAGGAAGAAAAGUGAGCUCGAAGAGAAAGUCGAGAAGGACAUGGAGGAACGGAAGGAACUGGAGCGUCGUGUGGAGGAAGAAAUCCAGAAACAGGAAUCUUUCAUCAGUGCCGCGGGAGUGGACUCCAGGACCAAACGGCGCUGUGUGAUUAUGCGAGAACAGAUGAAUAAAAAGAAGGAAUGGUGGGAGGAAGAAGGGCUUGGGUCCGAGUCAGAGGAAGACAAUGAAAAGGAUAUAGAUUCCGAUGGGUCAGAGGGACCCAGGCGUCGCAGAAAGCAAAAAGUUCUAAGGCCAGUGGAAAUUCCCGAACCACCCAAUAGGAUUUACGUGUUUUCUACAAGUCUCGCGAACAGAGCAGCAGAGGCCGUGCAGAUGGGUCGAGUGGAAAAUAUCACUGCUUAUCACAAAGCGCAACCAUCAAGCUCGCCGUUUCUUAAACUGGAACAAACGAACUCAAUGAACAUGUUUGGCAAACAAAAGUCAUUUUAUCCCCAGCAGUUCCCCAUGAGGGGCUCUGGUGGCUCCGUCAUGUCAGGUUACUCAGGAAUUCCGGGCUCUCAAGUGAAUGCGCGGCCAGGUUACGGAGCAUCACAGUGGGAACAUAUGCAGCAGCAGUCACAGCAGCCCCUCUACAAGGAUAGACAAAGACUCCAGACCCAGACACAAGCUAUGGAGGACAUUCAUCAGUUGCUGUUUGGAAAUUCGCAAAGUAGUAGCAAUCAGAGCACAGUGACAGGGAUGAAUGGAAUGUACUCUAGAAGUGGUUUUAAUCAGCAAGGAGCACUAGGAGGGGAACAAUCUCCUUACAGUGGCUAUCCGCGUAGUGGAGCGCCUCAACAUCAGGGUUCUUUUAUGGAAAGGCGGCCUCAGGAAAUGCGUGGGCAAGUGCAACAAUCCCACUUUCCAGCUUUUAGUCAGCAGCAAAGUUCGCAACAGCAGGGAUACUUUCAGAGACCAAGGCAUCUCGGGGGAAUCCAAACGCAAGGAAACUCGAAUUCUCCUUCGUCAGAUCCUUUGGGAGCGGGAGUACGGUCUCCUCCUCCUCCUUACCCAGGAGGGAGAGUACCAGACUCCAGGCAUCCAAAGAACAGUCCCGUGCCUUCUCCAACAAGUACAGGGUCUCCGCACACUCCUCAGACUCCAUUAACACCCCAGACUCCGAGAUUUCCCGGCCCAUCACCCAACGAACCUAGCAAGCCACCAUUCUCACCGUCUCAUCCUCAGAGUAGUAUGAGUGGUCCAGGAAUGGCCAGUUACCCUGUUCAGCCACAGCAGCAUCAAAGUGUGGUGCAAGGUGACGACAGGCCGAUUAAUUCUCAAACUCGGCCAGGAUUUAUUGAACUUUCUCCAAAGACUCUACCGCACGGAAUGCAGAAUCCUUACACAUCCGUUAUGGGUAAUUAUAAUCAGUCUCAUUCACCUUUGGAUGGUCGUAGGCUUGAAGAAAACAAGUCACCUGCAUUCGGUGCACCUGGUAAUCACCAUAGCCCUCUGCACUCGCCCACCGAGCAUGCGCCUACCGCUGGCUCUCACUAUAGCAGUGCACCUCCUAACAAGAGCCCUUUUUUGAGACCAGUCGGUCAAACCUCACACAAUCCGCACAGUCCAUAUGCAACAUCAUCUUCCGUUUCCAUUCCAGGGUCCAAGUCAUUUUCAGUGGAGAGUCUAACUGCGCCAAGCCAGCCUCCUUUGGAUAAAAGUACCAUUCCUCCAUCACAAUUAUCUGAACAACCCAUGCCUCAAUACAGUGGGCUAUAUUUUCCAUCGAAUAAGUACCCUCCGAUGUUUGGUCAGCCACAGUACCAAUAUCCUAGUCACAUACAGCACCCUGGAGCAUUCUACAACUCGCAGCUGACACCCAACAUGUACCUUGGAAGGGCUUCUCUUCCCGUGUACCCUCCAAAUAGAGACUCUGGUCUUUAGUCCAGGUGGUUUGAGACGUAAUGUUUGUUGAUUAUCGUGUCAUGAAAUGUUUCUCGAACGAGAAAUCCCAAACAGUGAAGAAUGGUGACACAAAGUGAUUUCUGUUUGUAUACUUGAAAGGGGCCUCGUGGAGGAGAUCGAAAAACCAGUUGUUCUAAAAUACGAGAACAGUAAUUGUGUGACAAGUAGUGAGAUUUCAGAGCUGAAAAGUUUGCAGCUUCGAAUUUGUUGGUUUGCCUUUGUUGGCAGGCAAAGCAAAGUAAAUCACAAAUGCAGUUUAACUUUAGCCAAGGGAAAACAACUGGGGCAAGACUAGGAGGCCGUUAAUUAUCUGGUAGGCUUUAAGUGAAAGCUUUAAGAGGACAGUGGAAUAAAUACCUUCUUGGACUCCCCCUCGCAGGAAAACAAGCACUGCGGAGUAGCAUGACCACAGUAAUCCGAAGCUAAAACUAAAAAGUACCUGUGUUAUUGAUUUACACCAACUGGCACACUGCAGUAGGAUCAGAUACCUUCCAAGCUCCUAGUCCUGAAUUCGAAUUUACUGAAAACUGAUGAAGGAACAAUGUUAUAGACCGCUUGUGAACACACAAAUGUAUCUUAUUCAGCUCUCCAGUUGGUUGAUGAUUUUCACCAUGUCCCUUUGUUGUAAGUAGAGCGAUAGUCUGAAGAUAAAAAAGGUUGUUUUUCUAGAGCGUUAAAAGUAAAUUAAGUUCAUAAGCAUCCGUUCAUCUUUUGACAUAAUGGUAGUAACUUGACUGGUAACAAGCAGUCCUUAUGAGGGUAACGACAAUCAAAGUCAUAUAUUUCAGAAAACUAAAGCAUCUAGACUAUCCUGAAAACAUUUUCAUUCUUUCACUCGUGAAUCGGUUGUAACUUUGCAGCUUAGAAUUUGGUCCAAGACACACCCUUAGGCAACAUUUUUUUCUCUUUUUUUUACUGUUAUUUUCUAUACGCACCUUGUUGUAUCGGUUAGUUUGUUAUCCAUAAUAACCCUGUACAAGUUCGUGGUUUGUUCUUUGUUAAUCGUUUAAGCUGAAUUGUAUGUGUUACAAUGAAGGAGAAUGUAAUGUGAAAUGUUUUUGAUUAUUCACGAACUAACGAGGUAAUGAAGGUAAGCAAAUUAAAUCACCUUGCAUAAAAAAGCAAAGUGGUGGAGGAAACUAGAAGUUAGCUUUACUUUGGGCAAACUUGAACCUUUCAUUGAAAAUUUUUUUCAGAGCGAUGAUAAUUUUUUAAGUCACAGAAAUUCCUUUAAUGCCGCAAAUCGCUCUUAACUCCUUAAGUUGCGUGUCAAGGGAAAUACGAAAUUUCGAAAAAUGUGAGAUGUGCCAAAGUUAAUAAGCGGCUUUUAAACCACAUGAUGCUUUAAAUUUGCUUCCUUCAAGCGUUGUCAAAGGCAGUUAUUUGUUUGGUCAGCUAGUCCAGCUGUACUAUACUUUUCCGCGUUUGUCAAGAAACGAUCUCCCUCAUUCAAAGCUGAGAAAAUUUUGAAAGGUCAACGCUUUCCUCAAGCAGUGAAGGAGCUCUUUGUUUGCAUUUUGAACCUUGAAGUGUCGAAUAGUUGCACAGUUUUUACCCUUCAACACUAUUACCUGAGUGAAUUCAGUGCCAAAAUAAUCGACGGGCACUUUCAUACACAGUAAAAAUUAUUCUUAGAUUAAAGGAAGCAAAUCUGGUAAAUGUACUUCUGAUAGAAAACUAGAAAACUUAGGGAGUUUUUCUUUUUGCAUAGCGAUGAAAAUAGUUGCUCAGUUCGUUGGAAGUAAUCAGAGACAGACGAAAUUCUUCAAUUACUUCCGAUCAGAGGCAGUGUUCGUUCCUUGUAAGUGGCCCUCGUUUCACUAUGUUUGGUUGGUUACCGUUGAAUUGGAAGUGAUUACCAGGUAGUUCUUGGCACUUAUCAAGCUAGUAAAAGGCAGAGUUUUUAAUUUUUAGCUUUUAGCUAUUUUUAGUGUUUACCAACAAAGGUAGUCCAUGAAUCAGAUGAUUAAUCAUUCAUACGAAUUCUCGUUCCUCGACAGACAGGACUCGGACUGUUCCGUUAUGUAGUGAACUGUUUCUAAACGAGUGUAGACAGAUUUUAUAAUCCAUGUAACGAUGGCUUGUGUAAAGGGAUAUGAAAAGCUUUAGUAAAAAUGGCCUCGGGUUUUAACGAUGUAGCAAACUGCCACAAUUUAUAUGGUGUAUCUUUAACGAAAUGUUUUUCCAGGCUAAUCACUUUGGUGUAUAUAUUUUUCAACAUACUGUUUGAUAUUUUAUGACAAAAUUCACCAACACUUUCUGUAGCCGGUGAAUCAUUAAUCGGCUAUCGUCUCAGUAUUCGCGUAUUAUUUUAAACGUCACUAAUGUAAGUUGGUGUAUUCGUUCAGAGAUUAAACUCCAAGUAUGUAACAACA